Linnemannia hyalina is the source of this 1674-nucleotide messenger RNA. The record is from the annotation of a GenBank genome assembly. NCBI's taxonomy places the organism in Eukaryota, Fungi, Mortierellomycota, Mortierellomycetes, Mortierellales, Mortierellaceae.
AUGGCGCGACGAGAGACUGCACCACUCCUCGCCAACGAGAACCCCCUAGAUGAGUUUGAUGACGAGGAGCGCGAGCUGUUGAGGAAAGAGGAGGCCAAGCACAUCCGCAGGGAGCGAGCACGUAUGAUCUUAUGCCUGGGUUUGGCGAUCGUGUUGACCUCGUCUGCCGUCACCAUCACCUUUUACUUUGCCAAAAUGUCCCUCGGGAGGAGUCGUAAUGUGAUCAUGAUGGUGUCGGACGGGUUCGGACCCGCAUCCCAGACCUACGGACGAUCCUUCUACCAGUACAAGAAUAACCUCACCGAGGACAAACUCACAUCCUUGGACGAGAUGUUGAUUGGUGCUUCGCGGACCCGGAGUAGCGACUCGCUUGUUACUGACUCUGCUGCUGGUGCCACCGCCUUCGCUUGUGCUAUAAAGACCUUUAACGGCGCCAUUGGAGUCGAUCCAAUGGGAAACCCAUGCGGUACAAUCCUGGAAGCAGCCAAGGACCUAGGCAUGCUAACCGGCCUCGUCGUCACCUCCAGGAUCACCCACGCCACUCCCGCCUCCUUCUCGGCCCACGUCAUCCACCGCGACAUGGAGUCUGAGAUUGCAGAGCAACAGAUUGGAGAUUACCCGCUCCUGCGACAAGUGGAUCUGAUGAUGGGUGGAGGGAGGUGCUUCUUCUUGCCGAACACGACCAAAGGAUCGUGUAGGACAGAUGGGAGGGAUCUGAUCAAGGAGGCUAAGGAGAUCUAUGGGUGGAAGUAUGUUAUGGAGAGCAAGGACGAUCUCUUGGCGCUAACGGGGAAGAACGGGGACACGUUACCCUUACCGGCGAUGGGGUUGUUUCAUCUGGAUCAUAUGAAUUAUGAGAUUGAUAGAGAUAACGAGAAGGAGCCGUCGUUGAAAGAGAUGACCAUAGCCGCCCUGGCGAUGCUCACGGGCCAGAAGAAUUCCAACCAGGGGUUCUUUCUGAUGAUUGAGGGCAGUCGGAUUGAUAUGGGCGCGCAUAAUAACGACCCUGUGUCGCAUGCGUAUGAGAUCUUGCAGUAUCAUGAGACUGUUAAGGUAGUCCAGAAGUUUGUCCGUGAUAACCCAGAUACCUUGGUUAUCUCGACCUCUGACCAUGAGACUGGAGGGUUCACGCUUGGGUACCAGGAUGACCCGGAUACUUACCCGGAUUACCUCUGGAAGCCUGAGGUCAUUGACCGUGCCACGGCGUCAACUGAAGCUCUCACCCUCCAGCUUUUUGCGUACAACAACCAACCUGGCAGCGCUGGCCAUACCCAGAAGGACCGCGAACAGUUCGUCAAGACCCAGAUCUUGGACAAGGGACUCGGGAUCACGGACCCGAAGCCAGAGGAGAUUGCGUACCUGGCGAACAAGGAUCCGGACUACUUGAAGGUCUUGCCCUUCUUGGGCCAUGCGAUCAGUCGGCGCGCCAAUCUGGGGUGGACGACAUUGGGGCAUACGGGGGUCGAUGUGAAUUUGUAUGCGACGGGAGAUGGGUAUGGAAAGCUGUCGGGGAACCACGAGAACACGGAGAUUGGAGUGACCAUGGCGGAUUACUUGAAGGUCGAUCUCUCUUAUAUCACCCGCAAGCUCCAAAAGAGCGCGCAGAAGUGGUACCAGCCUAAGGAGCCCCAGUUCUUCACGCGCCAUACUCGGCACCAAAAAUCUGGACAGUAA